GCUAAAGCAAGCAAGAAGAAGCAUUUGUUUACAUUUUAUUUCACACUGUGCAAUUUGCGUAAAUAAUUAUGACGACUGGCUCCGAAGUUGAUGGAGAUGAUGAGAACCAGGACAGUGUUAGCACCUCUUCCAAACCGGAACUUCCUCCGGAGCUAAUUGACAUAUUUAAAUCCCUGGCCGAAAACAAGAAAAUCGUCUUUAAAUCGCAGCAAAUUGAUGAUCCAGAAAUUCCUUUCGAGGAAAAACAAAAAAUUGCUCAGGAAGCCUUCGAAAAGAAUCGCGAGAACUUCCUCAUCCGUUUUGGAGGCUAUCUAGAUGUUCGACAACUAGUUUCCUUCCAGGAUCUGGCUGUUAAAGAACCCAUCAAACCAGAUGAGAAUCUAGAGGAGAUGUGCCUUUUGCUGGAGGAUUUUAAAAGAAAACUAAGCACGCGUUCGGUAUCCAUUAAAAACCGAAGAUACCACGCGAUGCAGCAGCUCUUGGAGAAGGGAGAAUACUUUAGCGAGCAUGAGAUGAUGCAAAGGGCACCUGAUCUUUAUCAGGAAUUAGUGGGUCAAUACCUCACGGAGGCGGAAAAAAAAAUUCGGGAUAGUUAUGAUGUUAAAAACACCAGUUUUUCUGGAAUUCUCAUGCACACGUUGGAAAAAAAGCAAAGAGAUGAAUUGCUGGAGGAAAUGCAACAGGAAAAAGGAGAAGAAAUGGAGGCAGCUCCUCCGCCCGCUGAUUUUGAAGUCCCUAUAGCUUGCCGAAAGCAAUGGGGUGGGUUCGACGAGGAUGAGCCUAUUGCCUGUUCCACAAGUCGUAAUGCAGAAGCUCGAGUUCCAGCAAACAUAGCUAGUAUCUCAACACCAGAGUUCUAUAAUCCCGGAGAGCGCGAACUGCUGCGCAAUGAGUUCUUCAGCAUGAUGAAGGAACGUUUUCUAAGCGGGGACGAUAAGGACUUUGAUUAUACAGCCGUAGAUGAUAACACUCAGCUGGAUGAUCUUAAACAAAUUGAGCAGGAUGAGGAGGAUGCCUACUUCGAAGACAGCGAUGAUGAAGAGGAAUUGGGAGACCAAAAAACUGAAGAGAAGGAAGCAUCAAGCGAGGAUGAACUGGACAUCUACAUGAGGCAUCUGAGCAAUCAUCACAGUCUGCAACAUUAGUCAAAGAUAAAGACUAAGACGACAAAAAUCCACAACAGUCUGCAGCAUUAGUCUUUAAUCUUAGUCAUAGUUUUAGCCUUAAAAAGUUUUGAUCUUAGACACUAGAAUACAUGCAGUUGCUGAGUGAAAA
Molecule: messenger RNA, 1275 nt
Organism: Drosophila ficusphila
Lineage: Eukaryota; Metazoa; Arthropoda; Insecta; Diptera; Drosophilidae
Product: coiled-coil domain-containing protein 97
Exons: 1
Coding region: 69-1145 (358 amino acids)
Source: RefSeq, a predicted model, not a curated record